CCGUUCGACGCAUGCAGCAGAUGGCCGGUCAGAUGGGCAUCUUCAAUCCGAUGGCCCUGCAGUUUGGAGCGUACGGCGCCUAUGCACAGGUUCAACAGCAGGCAGCACUGAUGGCAUCAGUGGGUCAGGGAGGAUAUCUCAGCCCUAUGGCGGCUUUUGCUGCCGCACAGAUGCAACAGAUGGCCACCAUCAACGGCCUCCCAGGGGCUCCCAUGACCCCAACAUCAGGUGGAAGCACGCCCCCUGGCAUCACAGCUCCCACGGUGACCAGCAUUCCAUCUCCAAUUAGUGUCAACGGUUUCACAGGGCUGCCUCCUCCUCAGGCCAACGGCCAGGCCCCAGCGGAGGCCAUGUUUACCAAUGGGAUCCAUCCUUACCCAGUUUUGCAGGAAGUGGUGUUUAGGGAAGACUCGGAGAAGGGCGGCCUGGGCGUGGCACAGAGAAGUUGUUUUGGGGUUCAGGGAAGCUGCUUCCUGUCGUCUCUCUCAGAAGCUCAGAGUCCCACUGCAGCAGACCCCCUACAGCAGGCCUACGCUGGAGUCCAACAAUAUGCAGCAGCCUUCCCCGCUGCAUAUGGACAGAUCAGCCAGGCCUUUCCCCAGCCACCUCCCAUCAUCCCUCAGCAACAGAGAGAAGGGCCGGAGGGCUGUAACCUGUUUAUUUAUCACCUCCCUCAGGAGUUUGGGGACGGCGAGCUGAUGCAGAUGUUCCUGCCUUUCGGCUUUGUGAGCUUUGAUAACCCGGGCAGCGCUCAGGCUGCCAUCCAGUCCAUGAACGGCUUUCAGAUCGGCAUGAAGAGACUCAAAGUGCAGCUGAAGAGGCCAAAGGACGCCAACCGCCCAUAUUAGCCCCGUCCCUCCCCCCAGCCACCCCUGACCCUGGGGUUGAAGGCCGCCGCUACGCACAGGGAAGAACAGGUUUUGUAGAGCUGGAACACAUGUUGAAAACAUGCCAACUGUAUUUGAAAACACAACAGAUCAAGAUCAUCGGGGCUGGGGAUACAGUACAGCUGAAGAGGGACAUGAGGAAAACGUAGCCGCAUGAUAUACCACCACCACCAGGCUCAAUGGAUCUUUUUGGACUUCAGUGUUUAACUCAGGGGAGCCGCGGGGUUACUGGACCAUACCGUACUCCCUUCUUCGAACCCACGAACCCUUAUUUUGCAGGACUGCAGAAUACACUACUGAAGACCAACACAAAAAAUAUAUAUAUUUAAAAAAAGAAAACCAAUGUAAGUCCUCAAAAGGCUCUGAAUCUAUGAAUAAGUAGUACGGGGAAAAAACACUUUUUACAACUAAGAUAGACUUUUAGAUGGGAAUCAUGUAAUAUUGAACACGUCUUUGGGAAAACUUUUUAAAGAACUGUUUUAGAAACCAACAAAAUGGAUUAAAAAAAAAACUUGAAAGACAACUUUUUGGAAGGAUGUGACAAUUCAGGACAAGAACUUGCUUCGACUCGGGAUGGUCAACUUUUUUUCUUGGAGUGCCUGUCCGUUUCCAGGGGCAACGGCUGCCACAAACCGCAGCCUCCGUCCGCUGGGAGACUUACCUGUCAUUCCUUAGUUGUGUAGGGACCAAAUGACCAAACCUUUUUAUCACAAAUGAAACAGAAAAAAAAAAACAGUACCUGUAACAUAAUCGGACCACUGCAUCUCUUGCUGUGCCAAUCGGUUUAAGAGUU
Molecule: messenger RNA, 1680 nt
Organism: Sinocyclocheilus grahami
Lineage: Eukaryota; Metazoa; Chordata; Actinopteri; Cypriniformes; Cyprinidae
Product: CUGBP Elav-like family member 4
Exons: 9
Coding region: 12-848 (278 amino acids)
Molecular function (GO): RNA binding
Source: RefSeq, a predicted model, not a curated record